This is a messenger RNA of Linum trigynum, 1902 nucleotides long. Lineage: Eukaryota; Viridiplantae; Streptophyta; Magnoliopsida; Malpighiales; Linaceae. The record is from the annotation of a GenBank genome assembly.
AUGGAGGACAUAGAAGAUUUGUUGAUCGGGAGCGGCGGAGGCGGGGCUCCGCCUGGAUUCCGAUUGCCACUCAACACGGUCGCAGUGAAGCCGAAGAAGAAUGUUAAGAAUGGAGCAACGCUGAAUGGUAGCUUGCUCUCGGAUUUGUCUCUCAUCUCCACAGUCCCUGGAACUCAGACGAUAUAUAUCAAGACUUUCGGAUGCUCACACAAUCAGAGUGACAGUGAAUAUAUGGCUGGUCAGCUUUCAUCGUUCGGCUAUGGUCUUAGUGAUGAUCCCGACAAUGCAGAUCUAUGGCUGAUCAACACAUGCACAGUAAAAAACCCAAGUCAGUCUGCCAUGGACACCCUUAUCACAAAGGGUAAAAGUGCACAAAAACCUUUAGUUGUAGCUGGCUGUGUACCCCAGGGAAGUCGGAAUCUGAAAGAGCUAGAUGGAGUCAGUAUAGUUGGAGUCCAGCAGAUAGAUCGUGUGGUUGAAGUUGUCGAGGAGACCCUAAAGGGGCAUGAGGUUCGGCUUCUAACUCGGAAGACAUUGCCAGCACUUGACCUCCCAAAGGUCAGGAAGAACAAGUUUGUCGAGAUUCUUCCAAUUAAUGUUGGCUGUUUGGGUGCCUGCACUUAUUGCAAGACAAAGCAUGCCCGUGGUCAUUUGGGUAGCUAUACCAUUGAUAGUUUGGUAGGACGUGUUAAAACAGUUAUAGCUGAGGGAGUUAAGGAAAUCUGGUUGAGCAGUGAAGACACUGGAGCAUAUGGUCGUGACAUUGGGGUUAAUCUUCCUACUUUGUUGAAUGGCAUUGUUGCUGAACUUCCUCCUGAUGCGAGCACUAUGCUGCGAAUUGGAAUGACAAAUCCUCCCUUUAUUCUUGAGCACUUAAAAGAGAUAGCAGAAGUUUUACGUCAUCCAUGUGUCUACUCAUUUCUUCAUGUACCGGUACAGUCUGGAAGUGAUGCCGUGCUGAGUGCAAUGAACCGAGAGUAUACUGUUAGUGAGUUCAGGACAGUGGUAGAUACAUUGACUGAGCUAGUUCCUGAGAUGCAUAUUGCUACCGAUAUCAUAUGUGGAUUUCCUGGUGAAACAGAUGAAGAUUUUGCUCAAACUGUAAGCCUCAUUGAGGAUUACAAGUUACCUCAAGUUCACAUUUCGCAAUUCUAUCCUCGACCAGGAACUCCUGCUGCCAGAAUGAAGAAGGUUCAGAGUAACAUAGUGAAGAAGCGGAGCCGUGAAUUAACUGCUGUUUUCGAAGCUUUCACUCCUUACAAUGGAAUGGAGGGCAGAAUUGAAAGAGUCUGGAUAACAGAAAUCGCAACUGAUAGAGUUCACUUGGUUGGCCACACAAAGUCAUAUGUCCAAGUGCUCAUAGUUGCUCCACAAACCAUGCUUGGAUCCUCGGCAAUGGUUAAGAUAACAUCAGUUGGCAGAUGGUCAGUUUUCGGGGAAGUAAUCGAGACACUCACUCAAGCUGACAAGAGAACUUCCGCCAAGGAAAGGUUGAGUAGCGAAGUCAACUGUUCCCCCUGUGUUGAUCAAGACGAAAGCUGCUUAUGUUCAGGAGACAAGGCAGCUGCACCUUGUUCUUGUGGCCCUGAGGGUUGUGGAGAACAACAGAACAGUGCUGGAACUGACACUGCUUCGCAUAAUCAACAGUUGCUAGAUGCUCAAGACAAUACAAGUCUGAUAGGAAAUUUUUUGUCAAGGAGGCGAAAAACUUAUCCUACCAGAAAGUUGGAUGAUAGUAGAACUGCUUCAGGUGACAGCCUAAAGCAAGAAAAUAGUAGAGAAGAAGCCCCAGGUGAAUUGGGCUUUGUAGAUAGAGUUUUCCUAGGAGGAUUGAUUCUCAGCUUAUUCACAUUGCUAGCUCUCCUCGUACAUCUCGGAUUUAGAGUUAAAUUAUCUAAGUAG